CUCAGGUUGUUGGGUACGGGAGUGGCAUAAGCCCUGGGAGUACUUCUAGCAACCUCUUCCUCCUUCUACUGGGUGAUAUAGCCACCUUUUGCAGCUACCCAGUCCUUCAGUUGGAUCAUUAGUCCCUCUGGAAGGGUCGUGCGUAAACUUUUCACCAGACGCGUUGGUGUCGAACUCGUUGACCAUGUACUGGUAGGAACAGGGGAAUUGGUAGUACUUGAAAUACGUUGAUUGGAGAGGGCUGAUACACGUUCGGAGUCGACUGCUAACUAGAUAAGAAGGUGUAUACUUGUAGUAUAUUGGGGGGUUCAAUAGAUAUAGAUAGAGCCACCAAAGAAUACAGAAAAAAAAAAAAGCGAAAACUGGUUUUCUCAUCAAAAGUGAAAUUUAUCAACUUUGAAGCAGAUCUUGUUUAGGAUAUCGAUAUUGAUUGCUUUAACAUGAGUGACAUGAGUAUUCAACAUAAUGGGGAUUCGAGUGCCAAUGCCAACGGUAACGGGAAUCACCCUGAUUCAAUUGUUCCUGAUAACGAAACUGAAUCUCGUCAAGAAUCAAUAGAGCCAGCUGCUGCCAAAGGACAACAGCCGGCUACCAUUACCACUGUAGGAGAUGGCGCAUCGGUGGUUGCCAAUUCCAAUGCAGAAACCACCACCAAUAUAGCUGAAAACAAGGCGAAGUACUUUGUUGAGUCUGAUAAGCAAACGUUUGAUAUUGAUGCCACGGUUAAGAGAUUCAAAUACUUAUUGGGAUUAACCGGGUUGUUCAAGCACUUUAUUGACGCUAAAGUCGAAAAAGAUGCAAAUUUUGCUCAAGUGAUUGAAAAAAUCAAUCAAGAAGAAAGUUCCAAUAAGAAAAGAAGAAAAACUGAAAAGGAAGAAGAUGCAGAAUUAUUACGUGAUGAAGAAGAUACUGCCAAUAUAACUGAGUUUAGUGAAAGUCCAAAUUAUAUUCAUGGAGAAUUAAGACCGUAUCAAAUACAAGGUCUUAAUUGGAUGGUUUCACUUUACGAAAAUGGAGUUAAUGGGUUUCUUUUAGCAGAUGAAAUGGGUUUAGGUAAAACUUUGCAAACAAUAAGUUUUCUAGGUUAUUUGAGAUACUUGAAAAACAUAAAUGGACCUCAUUUAAUUAUAGUACCUAAAUCAACUUUAGAUAAUUGGCUGAGGGAAUUUGCUAAAUGGACACCAGAUGUUAGGGUUUUAGUAUUACAAGGUGAUAAAGAUGAAAGAAAUCAGUUAAUUCAAUCAAGAUUAAUGAAUUGUGAUUUUGAUGUUGUGAUAAGUUCUUAUGAAAUUGUUAUUAGAGAAAAGUCUUCAUUUAAAAAAUUUAAUUGGCAAUACAUUAUAAUUGAUGAAGCUCAUCGUAUUAAAAAUGAAGAAAGUUUAUUGUCACAAAUCAUUCGUAUGUUUCAUCUGAAAAACCGUUUGUUAAUAACUGGUACCCCUUUACAAAAUAAUUUACAUGAAUUAUGGGCUUUAUUAAAUUUUAUUUUACCAGAUAUUUUUGGUGAAAGUGAUACUUUUGAUGAUUGGUUUACUAAUGAUAAUGAUGAUAAUAUUAUAACUCAAUUACAUAAAGUCUUAAAGCCUUUCUUAUUACGUCGUAUUAAAGCCGAUGUUGAAAAGUCCUUAUUGCCUAAAAAGGAAUUGAAUUUAUACGUUAAAAUGUCAGAUAUGCAAAGAAAAUGGUAUCAGAAAAUUUUAGAAAAAGAUAUCGAUGCAGUUAACGGUGCAAAUGGUAAAAAGGAAAGUAAAACAAGAUUAUUGAAUAUUGUUAUGCAAUUGCGUAAAUGUUGCAAUCAUCCUUAUCUAUUUGAGGGUGCUGAACCAGGUCCUCCUUUUACCACUGAUGAACAUUUAGUUUUCAACGCUCAAAAAAUGAUAAUCUUGGAUAAAUUAUUGAAAAAAUUUCAACAAGAAGGUUCAAGAGUUUUAAUAUUUUCUCAGAUGAGUAGAAUGUUGGAUAUUUUGGAAGAUUAUUGUUAUUUUAGAGAAUUUGAAUAUUGUCGUAUUGAUGGUCAAACUGAUCACGCUGAUCGUAUUAAUGCAAUUGAUGAAUAUAAUAAACCUGGUCUGGAAAAAUUUGUAUUUUUAUUAACAACUAGAGCUGGUGGUUUAGGUAUUAAUUUAACUACUGCUGACAUUGUUAUUUUAUUUGAUAGUGACUGGAAUCCUCAAGCUGAUUUACAAGCAAUGGAUAGAGCUCAUAGAAUUGGACAAACAAAACAGGUUAAAGUUUUCAGAUUUGUUACUGAAAAUGCAAUUGAAGAAAAAGUUUUAGAAAGAGCUACUCAAAAAUUAAGAUUAGAUCAAUUAGUUAUUCAACAAGGAAGAAAUAAUGCUAACGUUAAUAACAAUCUUAGUAAUUCAAAAGAUGAAUUAUUAAAUAUGAUUCAACAUGGUGCAAAUGAAAUGUUUCAAAAUGAAACCAAGAAUGAUGAAGAUAUUGAUAUUGAAACGUUAUUAAGAGAUAGUGAACAAAAAACCAGUGAAUUAAAUAAAAAAUAUGAAUCAUUAAAUUUAAAUGCAUUACAAAAUUUUAGUAAUAACGAUGAAUCAGUUUAUGAAUGGAAUGGAGAAAAUUUUAAGAAGAAAGAAGCAAAAGCAAUAAGUAAUAUUGGGCAUGGAUGGAUUAAUCCAGGUAAGAGAGAACGUAAAGAAAAUUAUUCAAUUGAUAUGUACUAUAAAGAUGUAUUAAAUACUGGGGGAAGAACUGGGCCAGCCAUUAAAAGUGGACCCAAACCACCAAAACAAUUAAAUAUAUAUGAUCAUCAAUUUUACCCCCAUAAAUUGAUUGAAUUAUAUGAUUUAGAAAGAAAUUAUUAUAAAAAACAGACCAAAUAUGUUGUACCAUUAAAAGCAGGUAAAGAAGAUACUUUAAAACAAAGACAAUUAGAACAAAAGAUUGAACAAGAAGAAAUUGAUAAUUCAAGACCAUUAACUGAAGAAGAAAAAGCUUUAAAAGAAGAAUUAUUAAAACAAGGAUUUAAUGAAUGGAAUAGAAGAGAUUUCCAACAUUUUAUAUCAUUGAGUAUAAAGUAUGGAAGAAAUUCAAUUAAAUUAAUAAGUACUGAAUUUGAAGAUAAAAGUGAAGAAGAAAUUAGAGAAUACGCAAAUAAAUUCUGGACCAAUUAUGAAGAAAUUGAAGGAUAUGAAAGAUUUAUAAAUCAAAUUGAAAUGGGAGAAGAAAAAAUAUUAAAAGUUAAAUUACAAAAAGAAAGUUUACGUCGAAAAUUAAGUCAAUAUAAAUAUCCGUUACAAGAAUUAGUUUUGAAAAAUCCUCCAGCAACCACUAAUAAGCGUAUUUUCAGUGAAGAAGAAGAUCGGUUUUUAUUAGUACAGUUAUAUAAGUUUGGAUUAGAUAGACCAGAUAUUUAUGAUAGAAUUAGAGAUGCAAUUCGAGAAAGUCCAUUAUUUGAAUUUGAUUUCUUCUUUCAACUGAGAAAUAGUUCAGAAUUAUCAAGAAGAUGUACCACGUUAUUAUCAUGUAUAUUAAAAGAAAUGCAACCACCAAACGUUGAUAAACGAAAAUUAGAAGAAACUUCAAAUAAUAAUAAAAAUAAUAAAAAAAUUAAAAAAUAG
Molecule: messenger RNA, 3578 nt
Organism: Hyphopichia burtonii NRRL Y-1933
Lineage: Eukaryota; Fungi; Ascomycota; Pichiomycetes; Serinales; Debaryomycetaceae
Product: chromatin-remodeling ATPase
Exons: 2
Coding region: 441-3578 (1045 amino acids)
Biological process (GO): regulation of transcription by RNA polymerase II; nucleosome organization
Cellular component (GO): nucleus; chromatin
Molecular function (GO): histone binding; ATP-dependent chromatin remodeler activity; nucleosome binding
Source: RefSeq, a predicted model, not a curated record